Molecule: messenger RNA, 10344 nt
Organism: Homo sapiens (human)
Lineage: Eukaryota; Metazoa; Chordata; Mammalia; Primates; Hominidae
Gene: ARHGAP32
Product: Rho GTPase activating protein 32
Exons: 23
Coding region: 312-6497 (2061 amino acids)
Biological process (GO): signal transduction
Cellular component (GO): postsynaptic density; Golgi membrane; cell cortex
Molecular function (GO): phosphatidylinositol phosphate binding; phosphatidylinositol binding
Source: RefSeq, a predicted model, not a curated record
UGGCCAGGUUGGUCUCGAACUCCUGAUCUCAAGUCAUCUACCCUCCUUGGCCUCCCAACUCUGAGUUUGUUUUUAGAACAAGCUGAGGUGCAGAGAGUCAGCCUCUGACCUGAGGUCUUCUUCUCUUCCCCAGGCUCCUUGAACUAUGAAGUUUGCAUGUGCGUGUCUGUGGAACUCCAGCCUGUACACCCUCCAAACAGCAGCUCUUUGGCCAUUCUUUGGCCUAGGGUUGUAAAUACUGUUGGUUGGGUCAUCUGUCCUUAGGAGAACUGACUCAGGGGAGAGGCCUGAGCAGACCCUGGAAGAGGAAGAUGAAGUCCUCAGUACAUUCUGAAGAAGAUGAUUUUGUUCCAGAGCUACAUAGAAAUGUACACCCUCGAGAGCGGCCUGAUUGGGAAGAAACUCUUAGCGCAAUGGCAAGAGGCGCAGAUGUUCCAGAGAUUCCUGGAGAUCUUACUCUUAAGACGUGUGGCAGUACAGCCAGUAUGAAGGUUAAGCAUGUGAAAAAGUCCACCACUCCAGGACUGAUGGGCUGUGACAACAUUCACAGGUUACCCUUCACUAAAGGUCACUUUCCGAAGAUGGCUGAAUGUGCGCAUUUCCAUUAUGAGAAUGUUGAGUUCGGCAGCAUACAGCUUUCACUUUCAGAAGAACAGAAUGAAGUAAUGAAAAAUGGCUGUGAAUCUAAAGAGCUGGUCUACCUCGUGCAGAUUGCUUGUCAGGGAAAAAGUUGGAUUGUUAAAAGAAGUUAUGAAGAUUUUCGGGUACUUGAUAAACAUCUUCAUCUGUGUAUUUAUGACCGAAGAUUUUCCCAGCUCUCAGAACUUCCCCGUUCUGACACCCUGAAGGACAGUCCAGAGUCGGUCACUCAGAUGCUUAUGGCUUACCUGUCACGCCUUUCAGCUAUCGCUGGCAACAAGAUCAACUGUGGGCCCGCCCUUACCUGGAUGGAGAUUGAUAAUAAGGGAAAUCACCUUUUGGUUCAUGAGGAGUCAUCCAUCAACACUCCUGCUGUCGGUGCUGCCCAUGUUAUCAAGAGGUACACUGCUCGGGCCCCUGACGAACUGACCUUAGAGGUGGGAGACAUUGUUUCUGUUAUUGACAUGCCCCCGAAAGUGUUAAGCACAUGGUGGAGAGGCAAGCACGGAUUCCAGGUGGGACUCUUCCCUGGACACUGUGUUGAGUUAAUUAACCAAAAAGUUCCCCAGUCAGUGACCAACUCAGUGCCAAAACCAGUGUCUAAAAAGCACGGCAAGCUCAUUACGUUCUUACGAACAUUCAUGAAGUCUCGUCCAACAAAACAGAAGCUGAAGCAGCGGGGAAUCUUGAAAGAGAGGGUGUUUGGUUGUGACCUGGGGGAACACCUUCUAAAUUCUGGUUUUGAAGUGCCGCAGGUUCUUCAAAGCUGCACAGCAUUCAUUGAGAGAUAUGGCAUCGUGGAUGGAAUCUAUCGCCUUUCUGGUGUUGCCUCCAAUAUCCAGAGACUACGCCAUGAAUUUGACUCUGAGCACGUCCCCGACCUGACGAAAGAACCGUAUGUUCAGGACAUCCAUUCUGUGGGUUCCCUAUGUAAGCUGUACUUCCGGGAACUCCCAAACCCUCUGCUUACCUACCAGCUGUAUGAGAAAUUUUCUGAUGCAGUUUCAGCAGCAACAGAUGAAGAAAGGCUGAUAAAAAUCCACGAUGUCAUCCAGCAGCUCCCCCCACCACACUACAGAACACUGGAGUUCCUGAUGAGACACUUGUCUCUUCUAGCUGACUAUUGUUCCAUCACAAAUAUGCAUGCAAAAAAUCUAGCAAUUGUUUGGGCUCCAAACCUGUUAAGAUCAAAACAGAUAGAAUCUGCCUGCUUCAGUGGAACAGCAGCUUUCAUGGAAGUGAGGAUUCAGUCUGUGGUUGUUGAGUUCAUCCUGAAUCACGUUGAUGUGCUGUUCAGCGGCAGAAUCAGCAUGGCCAUGCAAGAGGGGGCAGCUUCUCUAUCAAGGCCCAAGUCCCUCCUGGUAUCCUCUCCAUCCACCAAACUGCUGACAUUGGAAGAGGCCCAGGCACGAACACAAGCUCAGGUCAAUUCUCCAAUUGUGACGGAAAAUAAAUAUAUCGAAGUAGGAGAAGGACCUGCUGCACUUCAGGGGAAAUUUCAUACCAUAAUUGAGUUCCCACUUGAAAGAAAGAGGCCUCAAAAUAAGAUGAAAAAGUCUCCUGUGGGUAGCUGGCGUUCCUUUUUCAACUUGGGGAAAUCAUCAUCUGUUUCUAAACGAAAGCUGCAGCGGAAUGAGAGUGAGCCUUCAGAGAUGAAAGCCAUGGCUCUGAAAGGUGGCAGGGCAGAAGGAACCCUCCGUUCAGCUAAAAGUGAGGAGUCUCUUACAUCUCUCCAUGCAGUUGAUGGUGAUUCUAAGCUCUUCCGACCCAGAAGACCCAGAUCUUCCAGUGAUGCACUGUCUGCCUCUUUUAAUGGAGAAAUGCUGGGGAACCGCUGUAACUCCUAUGAUAAUCUGCCUCAUGACAAUGAGAGUGAGGAGGAAGGAGGGCUGCUUCAUAUCCCAGCCCUUAUGUCUCCUCAUUCAGCUGAGGAUGUUGACUUGAGCCCACCAGACAUUGGAGUAGCCAGCCUGGAUUUUGAUCCAAUGUCAUUUCAAUGUAGUCCUCCUAAGGCCGAAUCAGAAUGUCUGGAGAGUGGUGCUUCCUUUUUAGAUUCACCAGGAUACUCCAAGGAUAAACCAAGUGCCAAUAAAAAGGAUGCAGAAACAGGUAGUAGCCAAUGUCAGACUCCAGGAAGCACAGCAAGCUCUGAACCUGUCUCUCCUCUUCAGGAGAAACUGAGUCCAUUCUUUACCCUGGACUUGAGCCCAACUGAAGAUAAAUCAUCUAAGCCAUCCUCCUUUACUGAAAAGGUCGUCUAUGCUUUCUCUCCGAAGAUAGGACGGAAAUUAAGCAAAUCACCUUCUAUGAGCAUAUCUGAGCCAAUUUCAGUGACCCUACCACCACGGGUGUCAGAAGUCAUUGGUACAGUCUCAAAUACCACAGCUCAGAAUGCAUCAUCUUCAACCUGGGACAAAUGCGUUGAAGAAAGGGAUGCCACAAAUAGAUCCCCCACCCAGAUAGUAAAGAUGAAAACAAAUGAGACAGUUGCCCAAGAAGCAUAUGAAUCUGAAGUCCAGCCCCUGGACCAGGUGGCUGCUGAAGAAGUAGAAUUGCCAGGGAAAGAGGAUCAGUCUGUCUCAAGCAGUCAGAGUAAGGCUGUAGCUUCUGGACAGACUCAGACAGGAGCAGUUACCCAUGACCCCCCUCAGGAUUCCGUUCCUGUCAGUUCAGUCUCUCUUAUCCCACCACCACCGCCUCCGAAAAAUGUUGCCCGAAUGUUGGCGCUAGCAUUAGCUGAGUCCGCACAGCAAGCCUCAACUCAGUCAUUGAAGAGACCAGGGACCUCUCAGGCUGGGUAUACAAAUUAUGGAGACAUAGCGGUGGCUACAACUGAAGAUAAUCUGUCCAGUUCUUACUCUGCAGUUGCUCUAGAUAAGGCCUAUUUCCAAACCGAUCGACCAGCAGAGCAGUUCCACCUCCAGAAUAAUGCACCAGGAAACUGUGACCAUCCUCUACCAGAGACAACAGCUACUGGGGAUCCUACCCAUUCCAACACAACUGAAUCUGGGGAGCAACAUCACCAAGUAGACUUAACAGGGAAUCAGCCACAUCAAGCAUAUUUAUCUGGGGACCCAGAAAAGGCCAGAAUUACUUCAGUUCCCUUAGACUCAGAGAAGUCUGAUGAUCAUGUAAGUUUCCCUGAAGACCAGUCUGGGAAGAACAGUAUGCCAACUGUCUCCUUCUUGGAUCAGGACCAGUCUCCACCCCGUUUCUACAGUGGAGAUCAGCCUCCUUCUUAUCUUGGUGCAAGUGUGGAUAAACUCCAUCACCCUUUAGAAUUUGCAGACAAAUCUCCCACACCUCCUAAUUUACCUAGCGAUAAAAUCUACCCUCCUUCUGGGUCCCCCGAAGAGAAUACCAGCACAGCCACCAUGACUUACAUGACAACUACUCCAGCAACAGCCCAAAUGAGCACCAAGGAAGCCAGCUGGGAUGUGGCUGAACAACCCACCACUGCUGAUUUUGCUGCUGCCACACUUCAGCGCACGCACAGAACUAAUCGUCCCCUUCCCCCUCCGCCUUCCCAGAGAUCUGCAGAGCAGCCACCAGUUGUGGGGCAGGUACAAGCAGCAACCAAUAUAGGAUUAAAUAAUUCCCACAAGGUUCAAGGAGUAGUUCCAGUUCCAGAGAGGCCACCUGAACCUCGAGCCAUGGAUGACCCUGCGUCUGCCUUCAUCAGUGACAGUGGUGCUGCUGCUGCUCAGUGUCCCAUGGCUACAGCUGUCCAGCCAGGCCUGCCUGAGAAAGUGCGGGACGGUGCCCGGGUCCCGCUGCUGCACCUGCGCGCCGAGUCUGUCCCUGCGCAUCCCUGUGGCUUUCCUGCACCACUGCCCCCCACCAGGAUGAUGGAGAGUAAGAUGAUUGCUGCCAUACACUCCAGCAGUGCAGAUGCCACCAGCAGUUCAAAUUAUCAUUCCUUUGUCACUGCUUCAUCCACCUCUGUGGACGAUGCAUUGCCUUUACCACUUCCUGUCCCACAACCUAAGCAUGCUUCUCAGAAAACAGUUUACUCCUCCUUUGCUAGGCCCGAUGUCACCACUGAACCCUUUGGUCCAGAUAACUGUUUGCAUUUCAAUAUGACUCCAAACUGCCAGUACCGUCCCCAGAGUGUACCUCCCCAUCACAAUAAAUUGGAGCAGCACCAAGUGUAUGGUGCCAGGUCAGAGCCACCAGCCUCCAUGGGUCUUCGUUAUAACACAUAUGUGGCCCCAGGAAGAAACGCAUCUGGACACCACUCCAAGCCAUGCAGCCGGGUCGAGUAUGUGUCUUCUUUGAGCUCCUCUGUCAGGAAUACCUGUUACCCCGAAGACAUUCCACCGUACCCUACCAUCCGGAGAGUGCAGUCUCUCCAUGCUCCGCCGUCUUCCAUGAUUCGCUCUGUUCCCAUUUCACGGACAGAAGUUCCCCCAGAUGAUGAGCCAGCCUACUGCCCAAGACCUCUGUACCAAUAUAAGCCAUAUCAGUCCUCCCAGGCCCGCUCAGAUUAUCAUGUCACUCAGCUUCAGCCUUACUUUGAGAAUGGCCGGGUCCACUACAGGUAUAGCCCAUAUUCCAGUUCUUCUAGUUCCUAUUACAGUCCAGAUGGGGCCCUGUGUGAUGUGGAUGCCUAUGGCACAGUCCAGUUGAGACCCCUUCACCGCCUUCCCAAUCGAGACUUUGCUUUCUACAAUCCUAGGCUGCAAGGAAAGAGCUUGUACAGUUAUGCUGGUUUGGCUCCACGUCCCCGGGCCAACGUGACUGGCUAUUUCUCUCCCAACGACCAUAAUGUAGUCAGCAUGCCUCCGGCUGCUGAUGUGAAGCACACCUACACCUCAUGGGAUCUUGAGGACAUGGAAAAAUACCGCAUGCAGUCCAUCCGGAGAGAGAGCCGUGCUCGGCAGAAGGUGAAAGGGCCUGUCAUGUCCCAAUAUGAUAACAUGACCCCGGCGGUGCAGGACGACUUGGGUGGGAUCUAUGUCAUCCAUCUGCGUAGUAAAUCAGAUCCUGGGAAAACUGGACUUCUCUCAGUGGCAGAAGGAAAGGAGAGCCGCCAUGCAGCCAAGGCCAUCAGUCCCGAGGGAGAGGACCGCUUCUAUAGGAGGCAUCCCGAGGCAGAGAUGGACAGAGCCCACCAUCACGGAGGCCAUGGUAGCACGCAGCCGGAGAAGCCAUCCCUGCCUCAGAAGCAGAGCAGCCUGAGGAGCAGGAAGCUUCCUGACAUGGGCUGCAGUCUUCCUGAGCACAGGGCACACCAAGAAGCAAGCCAUAGGCAGUUCUGUGAGUCAAAGAAUGGGCCCCCUUAUCCCCAGGGAGCUGGCCAGUUAGAUUAUGGGUCCAAAGGGAUUCCAGACACUUCUGAGCCAGUCAGCUACCACAACUCUGGAGUAAAAUAUGCUGCAUCCGGGCAAGAAUCUUUAAGACUGAACCACAAAGAGGUAAGGCUCUCCAAAGAGAUGGAGCGACCCUGGGUUAGGCAGCCUUCUGCCCCAGAGAAACACUCCAGAGACUGCUACAAGGAGGAAGAACACCUCACUCAGUCAAUCGUCCCACCCCCUAAACCAGAGAGGAGUCAUAGCCUCAAACUCCAUCAUACCCAGAACGUGGAGAGGGACCCCAGUGUGCUGUACCAGUACCAACCACACGGCAAGCGCCAGAGCAGUGUGACUGUUGUGUCCCAGUAUGAUAACCUGGAAGAUUACCACUCCCUGCCUCAGCACCAGCGAGGAGUCUUUGGAGGGGGCGGCAUGGGGACGUAUGUGCCCCCUGGCUUUCCCCAUCCACAGAGCAGGACCUAUGCUACAGCGUUGGGUCAAGGGGCCUUCCUGCCCGCAGAGUUGUCCUUGCAGCAUCCUGAAACACAGAUCCAUGCAGAAUGAGCCCUGCGAGCAAUAGAGUUGAAGCAGCCUCUGCUGGACAGUGGACUGUUCUAUUUUUUUCAAUAACCAAAAAGAUUAAACAAAAAAUACUAUAAAACCCCUGACCACAUUUAAAAAAUGAUAAUAAAAGUAAACAAAUCAGCAUCUUUUUCCCCUUCCCUGCUUCAUUACCCCCUCUUCCAUCUAUAGACUUUGUCAUUUUUGUCUUUAGAAAAGAUCUGAAGGAUGGUAAAGCCCCGUGCUGAAACCCAGUAGAGAAACCUGUCUCAGGACACACUUGCCAUCUAGGGCUAGCUUGAAAGAGCCUGAGGACUGCCUUUAACUGAAUUUGAAUUCAGCAUUGUCCUUUCUUCUUAGUAUUUGCUGCAUAAUUGAGAGCAGUUCACAUCGAUUUCCUGGUAGGCGUCUGCAUUCCCUGUUGUGUUCCUGCUUCUCCUUCAGUAGCUGCACAACUUGCGCAGAUCGACACACUGUUGUCACUUCAUUCUCCCCGUCUGAGAAGGAUCUUGUGUUCAGUUAGAGUCGUGGAAAAAUCCCUGAUCCUUCAAGGUCAGUCAGACAGUUGGCAACAUUAUAAUUAAAAAUAAGAAAUUAAGACUUUAAAUUAAACAUUUGGUAGAGUCAUCAUAAAACACCAGACCACUUAGACUCAGGCUGAACCAUACUCUUUCUAUUCUUAUUUUUCAUCCUUGUUCCUCACGGUUCAGUGAACAGGCUCAUAUCAUGACAGAAUGGACUUUUAAAAGUUAGUACUUAAGGAAACUUCUUUAGGUGGAAGAAAGUAAAGUUCUUAUUGUCAGUGAACUUUAUUAGCACCAGAAAUCUCUAUUGAUGCUUUUAAUGCAUUGCCUGCCUUCAGGUUUUCUUCUUACCCCACCCCUCAAUAAGAUUUGGUGAAUUGUAAUUCUAGUAAAACAUGUCAUACCAUUGGUUUUCCUAAAUUAUCAACUUUCUUUCAUUAAAAAAAAAAAAAAAAAAAAAAGCCCAGCAUGGUUUGACUGGAUAGACACGCAUAAUUUAUUAUGAAUAUAAAUUUCCAUGUUUGUUUCUGUUCCUAAACCAGAGUACGAGGUCCCUGGGAAUUUAAGUAGCUACGCAUUAUCUAUUAUUAGACUGCAAGUUCCUGCAAUAACUGCUUAGUUCACAGCCCCGUUUCACCAGUGGAGUUCUGGGCAGUUAUUGCUGUCCUAAGGCAUUACUGUCGUUUGCUUACUCUAUACUUGUGUGGUCACAGUCUUCUUGUAAUUACCAUCUACACCAGCAUUUCAGGUAUAGCUCUUUAUAACUCUGGAGACAUGUAAAACAUGUUUAACACCCACGAGUUUUGAAAGUUGCAUUCCUUAUUAGAGUAGGAACUCUCUAGCCCAACUCCAUUCUAUGUUCUCAGCUCCCUCCACCCCCCAAAAUACAUCAGACUAGCAAGGCAGUCCUAUGUUUACAAAACGAGUUUAGAUUGUCAUUUCAUUCCAUAACUCUUAAUAAUACUCAAGUUUUAUACAUUCACGUAUUUUAAAUGCUCGGUCUGUAGAAGACACUAGGAGAAUUGCAUUCCAAUUACUGGAUGGUUGCUGCUCUGGCUUUUUAGAACUUGAAAUUAAUUUUUAUUUAGAGCAAAGGAGGAAAUCUUUUAAGAGGCUAAAAUCAUGCUGCUAUUAUUGCUGUGAAAUUGUAUAAAGAUUAGGAUUCAUGCCAGUUUUUAUUUUAAAAAAUAAUGUGCAUUUUAAGGGUUUAUAUUUAGAAAAAAAUAAAAUGUUUCAAGAACAACACAUUGAUAUGUGGAAAUAUUCUAUAAGGUUUUCUUUUGUUCCCUUAGAAUUCAUUGGAGGGAUGCAGUAAAAACUGUAGUAGAAACCUUGAAACACCCAUAUGUGAAAAGGUCUGUGGAAAUUGAGGCCUCUACAUUAAAAGUGCAGAACCAACUGUUUUACAGUCAAAGUGCUAGGAAACCUGAUAGGAUACUUCCCUUUGGCACAAAAACACCCUGGGUGCUACAUACAGGAGUAUGACCUUUGGUGAAUAUGUGGCACUAAUUUUUUUUACCUUAAUCAUAUUCUUGUCAAGUAGGCAACCCAUUGCCCCUUGGAGACCACACCAGCCCUGUAAGUUCUCACCAGCAGCAUGGAGAUUAGGAAGAGGGGCUGCUGUGACCAGGAGAUACACACGGCUUUAAGUAACUGAGAGCCUAAAGAAAGUAACCCAGGGAGUCCGGUCCAGUUUUAAUAUUUGUGGAUUUGUUGUCACACACAUUGUUUAGUCCUGAAACUAAAACCUAUUUUAUAAAUAGUAGGGUUAAUUCCUCGAAACAAUUUCUUUAUUAAUAAAUGUCCUGUGGGUUUAGAAAUAUCAGGUAAAUAUUUGAAUACAGAAUGAUGAUUGCAAUUACUGUUACAAGCGUGAAACACAAACUUCAGAUCAAAUCUAGAGUUGCUUCAUUUAAUGCAUGCUAGCAACAGCCUUAACUUUGGAUUCAGUUAUUUGAAACACUUUUCCGGCAUCUUUCCCUUUCUAAUGUUGUGGGGUGGAAACCGGAUGGCAAAUCACUGUGAGCCGGAUACCUCAGCACAGUCCACCUUGUGUGUGACUUCACAAAUGGGGGACUUCACAAAUGGGGUAACUGAAUGUUAUUACUUUCAAAUUUUGACAUGGAGCAUUAUGAUCAAGGAAAUGGAGCUGCCUUAUACAUUAAACCCGUGAUUUAAUCCUAUUGACAUUUUCAUAGCCAUGCCUCCAGAUUUUAUCUUUUUGGCAAAAUUCUGAUUCCACAGUUUGGUCUGAUUGAAAUAAAUAUUCCCUGGACGUCUGGCUAAAAAUUUUGCUAACAAUCCCAGAGGUGCCAUUUUCUUAUUAAUAAAUUUCAUUGGAGCCUUAUUUCUUACUAUAUUCAAUUUCGUUUCAAACCUGCAAGUCCCUGGGAUGGUCCCACGACUAGGGCCUGCACAUUUCUUACAAUGGCAAAGCAUUUUUUAAAAUUUAGGGUCAGGUUGAAAAAUUCUAGGACUAAUUCUGUAGAGAGGAGGGACUGUUAACUAACGUGAGUGGGGACGGAGGAGUAGGUUACCACAUUUGGAGCAGUAAUAGAUGCAAACGAUGUAAAUUUGAAAUUUGCCCCUUUAGUUAAAGAAGGAGCCUGCAAAGUCCAUUUCUCUGUUUUCAGCCCUGUCAGUCACCCAUUUAGGAUGUUGGCAAAGUACUGCUUGAGCAGAAUGUGUAAGAAAGUAAUAAUGAAAGCAAAAGUAUGUCAGACAGUUACUUCUUCCACAUGGUUAGAGGCAUGUGAUUUUCAGCACUGUGUGUUACAGAAAUGUCAGGAAUGGUGUAUUAUAACGUGUGCAAGAUAAUGUCAGUGUGCACAGAGGGUCUUUUUUCCUUAUCUGAUUAGUACUGUUAAUGUUCAAAGAAUAAAAAUGGUUUUACAGUUUAGAUUCUGAGAUAGCAAAACCUGAUUUUUCAACCAUGACCUGCAUGAGAGAAGCAUCCUAGGAAGUCUUAGAUCAUACUUUUGAGUUUUUAAUUUUAAUUUAUAUAGUGUUUUUUUAUGUCUUAAUAUUUUUGUGAACUGGUGUAAAUUGUUAAUGCAUAUAAGCUUGUGUAUUUUUGUAAAUAGUUUUGUGAUUUAUUUCUUGCCCCAUAUGUAAAUAUUUAGAGUCUCAUUUCUUGCAAACUUAUUUGAAGCUGAGUUGUGGGUUUGGGUUUUGUUUGUUUCUUUGGUUGCAGGGUGGGGUGGGGGGUGGCAGGGGAGGGAGGAAGGGAUUUUUGUACCUGGAGAUGGAGAUAUCUUGUGGUUUAAAGCAAAUGUCCCACUGAAAGUGAUUCAAAUAUCAACAGAAUUAUUUCAGGUUAAAACAGA